Molecule: messenger RNA, 1035 nt
Organism: Mollisia scopiformis
Lineage: Eukaryota; Fungi; Ascomycota; Leotiomycetes; Helotiales; Mollisiaceae
Product: 3-ketodihydrosphingosine reductase-like protein tsc10
Exons: 3
Coding region: 1-1035 (344 amino acids)
Biological process (GO): sphingolipid biosynthetic process
Cellular component (GO): endoplasmic reticulum membrane
Molecular function (GO): 3-dehydrosphinganine reductase activity
Source: RefSeq, a predicted model, not a curated record
AUGGCCUCAAUACCUCUCCCAUCCCUCUGGACAAUUAUAAUACUCAUCUUCAGUCUUCUCCUCAUACCAACAAUUAUGGGUAUCUUCGGCGGAAACAAGUUCAAUGUCAAAGGCAAGACCGUUCUCCUGACCGGUGCCUCCGAGGGAAUGGGAAAGAGUGUCGCGAUCCAGCUCGCCCAGAAAGGAGCAAACAUCAUAAUCGUCGCCCGCAACGUAGGUAAGCUUGAAGCUGCGCUGGCAGAAAUAAAGGCCGCAGCAUCGUCUCCCUCGUCCCAACGCUUCCAAUACAUCUCCGCCGACGUCUCAGAACCCGACGGCGCCUCACGGGUCAUCGCUGAGGCAAUUGCUUGGAACAAUGGCUCCGCGCCCUCGAUCGUAUGGUGCAUCGCUGGCUCCGCGAAUCCAGGCCUCUUCAUCGAUACCCCACGCUCUGUAAUGCGCCAUCAGAUGGAUGUCAACUUCUGGUCCUGCGUGGACAUGGCACAAGCUAUACUCUCCGAAUGGCUAGGGAAAGAGAACGGGCAGAAGGGAGAGGAAAAACAUCUUGUGUUUACAAGCUCGGUGGUAGCGUUCUAUCCUGUGGUAGGAUACGCACCGUAUGCGCCUAGCAAGGCGGCCAUAAAGAGUUUGAGCGAUAGCUUGGUGCAGGAAUGUCUAUUGUAUGGAGAGGAUGUCAAGGUGCACACCGUGUUCCCGGGCACGAUUUCGAGUCCGGGAUUGGAGAUUGAGAAUCAGACGAAGCCGGAAAUCACACAUAUAUUGGAGGAGUCGGAUCCGGUGCAGAGUCCAGAGGUGGUGGCUAGGAAAGCUAUACAAGGUUUGGAAAGGGGAGAGUAUUUGGUUACGGUGUCUUGGUUGGGGGAUUUGAUGAGAGGGUGUGCGUGGGGAGGGAGUAGGAGGGGAAAUUGGGUGAUUGAUACAGGGAUGACUUGGGUGGCGAGCUUGGCGUGGUACUUUGUGGGUAUGGAUUUGGAUGGGAAAGUGAGGAAGUAUGGGAAGGACCAUGGACAUCCGAGUACAUAUGGGAAGAAGUAG